Molecule: messenger RNA, 363 nt
Organism: Aureobasidium namibiae CBS 147.97
Lineage: Eukaryota; Fungi; Ascomycota; Dothideomycetes; Dothideales; Saccotheciaceae
Product: ribosomal protein S6
Exons: 3
Coding region: 1-363 (120 amino acids)
Biological process (GO): translation
Cellular component (GO): ribosome; mitochondrial small ribosomal subunit
Molecular function (GO): structural constituent of ribosome; small ribosomal subunit rRNA binding
Source: RefSeq, a predicted model, not a curated record
AUGCUUUACGAACUCAUUGGCGUAGUCCGCCCCGGCAACCUAGCCGAAGUCCGCGAAAUCGCAAAAACAACUGGCAACAUCGUCCUCAACUCCGGCGGCGUAGUCCGCGGCAUCACAAACUGGGGCGUCUUCCAUCUGCCCAAGCCAAUGAGAAAAAACACAGUCACCCACAACACUGGCCAUUACUUUGUCGUGCGCUUCGACAGCAGUGCGCGAACACAGCACGCGGUACGCAGAACGCUGGGCUUGGAUCCGCGAAUGUUGAGGUAUUCGGUGGUGAAGAUGGGGAGCACGUUGGAGGAAUUGAGGAGUGUGGUUGGUGAGGUGCAGUGGAGGGCUGAUGCUGAUGCUGUGCAGAACUGA